Messenger RNA from Myotis davidii, 348 nucleotides. RefSeq names its product protein p13 MTCP-1-like. The record is from RefSeq and is a predicted model, not a curated record. Lineage: Eukaryota; Metazoa; Chordata; Mammalia; Chiroptera; Vespertilionidae. Gene Ontology annotation, biological process: positive regulation of peptidyl-serine phosphorylation. Gene Ontology annotation, molecular function: protein serine/threonine kinase activator activity. The transcript has a single exon. Bases 1 to 348 code for a protein of 115 amino acids.
AUGGCCGAGCUCCCGUCAAAGGUGCACCUCACAUCGCACCCCAUCUACCUGAGCAUCAGUGGGCCCUCUGUGUAUGAGGAUGAGAACCAGCGCACGUGGCUGCAUCUCUUCACGAAGACAGGAGGUGUCCUGCAAGAAUGGUUGCGCCAGGAAGAUAUCCCCAGUGGGUAUAUCGCACCCACCACCAGCCCGCUGACCUCGACCACCUUGCCUUUGCUGUGGACGCUCCAACCUGGCAACCAGUACCUGGACUACCUGAGCCGAUUCUGGCGCAUCGUGCACCACAUCAAGGAGAAUGGCGUGGAGGAAAUGAUACUUGAGUUGAGGGAAGACUCCUUGAACAGGUGA